Hyposmocoma kahamanoa is the source of this 1324-nucleotide messenger RNA. RefSeq names its product zinc finger protein draculin-like. The transcript has a single exon. Lineage: Eukaryota; Metazoa; Arthropoda; Insecta; Lepidoptera; Cosmopterigidae. The annotation marks the transcript as partial. Gene Ontology annotation, cellular component: nucleus. Gene Ontology annotation, biological process: regulation of transcription by RNA polymerase II. The record is from RefSeq and is a predicted model, not a curated record. Gene Ontology annotation, molecular function: zinc ion binding; RNA polymerase II transcription regulatory region sequence-specific DNA binding; DNA-binding transcription factor activity, RNA polymerase II-specific.
GAAUAAGUUGUUAUACAAGUAAUGUGUACCAAAUCGACAUUUCUGUACAGAAGACUGUAAAAUCAAAGAUAUUGCAAUGACUUAUCCAUUAAUUGUAAAAGGUAUGGAUGAAAGUUUUAUCAUCAGAAGAAGCGACGACUCGAAACAGCUGGAAGAAUGUCGUAUUUGCCUUAAAAAAGAAGCUGAUAUUCCAAUAUUUGGGAUCAGAGGGCAAGCGGAUCUGUCAUUAGAUAUUAUGAAUUUCGGGGGCAUCAAUUUAGGACAGGAUGACGGAUUUCCUCAGUAUUUAUGUAUGCCCUGUUACAAAUUGCUUGAAAACGCUGUGUUGUUUAGGGAGACAGCUAAACACAAUGAUAUUGUGCUUAAAUUGAAGAAAAAGGGGCUCCAAGUAAAUAAUAAUACAGGUACCAAUAGUAUUAAGUCUGUAAAAUUAGAAGAGCCCUGGAUUGAGUCAAAGGACCCUAUAGAGGUUCAAAGUAAAAAAGACGACAGUAAGAAUGCCAUAGAAUUUAAAUACAACAUAAAAAUAGAUAAAGUAGAAGUUGAUGGCUUGCUUGGCCAAAAUAGCAACUUAAAACCAGAACUUAAUUUGGAUAGCACCACCAUACUUGCUGACCCAAAUGUUCAAUUUAAUUGCCUUGUAUGCAAGGAGAGUUAUAAAACAAUUCUGGAAUUUGAAAGUCAUAUUGCAUCCAAGGAGCAUAAAUUAAGAAAAGAAAAAAAUAAAACUUACAAGAACAAUGAAAACUAUUGUGCAAUUUGUAACUUGACGCUUACAAGAAACAAGUACGUUGAGCAUAUGAGUAAAAUACAUACUGAGAGUUUAAAUAAGGUUAAUAAAGACAGAAUAGAAUGCAAGAUCUGCAAAAAAAAUCUACAUCCUGAUUAUUUGCGUGUUCACAUGAAAAUGCAACACGGAGAGAGAGCAAAGUUGAAACCUAAAACAAAAAUUCAAUGUCCUAUUUGUAACCAACUUUAUGCACAGCAUUAUUAUAAACAGCAUUGUAAGCUGCAGCACUCUACAGAUGCAAAUAUGGGGUAUAUGUGUGACCAAUGCGGGAAGAUGUUUACUUAUCUAUAUAAGUUAAAUAUUCAUCGUGUCACUCAUACAAAGGCACUUCCAUUCAAAUGUAGUUACUGCCCUUACAGAGGACGUAAUAAAGAAUUGCUUAAGAUUCAUGUGAGGACUCAUACGGGAGACUAUCCAUAUAAAUGCACAGAAUGCAAUGUACGAUGUAUAACUAAAAGCAAUCUCAAUAGCCAUAUGAAACGACAUAGAGGACCAGUUGAUUUCUUAUGUGAUAACUGCAGCAGAGGGUUUUAC